AGCAGGGUUCAAGUGCGAAGUUUGAAGAGAGAGAGAGAGAGAGAGCUGUGAAACGGUGAAAAAAUGGUGAAACAAGGAGAGGGGCUUAGGCAGUAUUACGUGCAACACAUCCAUGAUCUACAAUUGCAGGUGCGCCAGAAGACCCACAAUCUCAAUCGUCUUGAAGCUCAACGCAAUGAUCUCAACUCUAAAGUCAGGAUGCUUAGAGAGGAGUUGCAGCUGUUGCAAGAGCCAGGAUCAUACGUUGGGGAAGUGGUGAAGGUUAUGGGCAAGUCCAAGGUUUUGGUUAAGGUGCAUCCCGAGGGGAAAUAUGUUGUAGAUAUUGAUAAAAACAUCGAUAUAACGAAAAUCACACCGUCCACCAGAGUUGCUCUUCGUAAUGAUAGCUAUGUUCUUCAUCUGAUUUUGCCUAGCAAAGUGGACCCUUUGGUGAACCUUAUGAAAGUUGAAAAGGUUCCUGAUUCUACAUAUGACAUGAUUGGGGGCCUUGACCAACAAAUCAAAGAAAUUAAAGAGGUUAUUGAGCUGCCAAUUAAACAUCCAGAACUAUUUGAGAGCCUUGGAAUUGCUCAGCCAAAGGGAGUCUUACUUUAUGGACCUCCUGGAACUGGAAAGACCCUAUUAGCAAGGGCUGUUGCUCAUCAUACAGAUUGCACAUUUAUUAGGGUUUCUGGUUCUGAGCUGGUUCAGAAGUACAUUGGUGAAGGAUCUCGAAUGGUUCGAGAACUUUUUGUUAUGGCUAGAGAACAUGCACCUUCAAUCAUCUUCAUGGAUGAGAUCGACAGUAUAGGAUCCGCCCGCAUGGAAUCUGGGACAGGCAAUGGGGAUAGUGAAGUCCAAAGAACAAUGCUUGAACUUUUGAAUCAACUUGAUGGAUUUGAAGCAUCUAACAAAAUAAAGGUUUUGAUGGCCACUAAUCGCAUCGACAUUCUUGACCAAGCCCUUCUUCGGCCUGGGCGCAUUGACCGGAAGAUUGAAUUCCCAAAUCCUAAUGAGGAGUCUCGUUUGGAUAUUUUGAAAAUCCACUCGAGGAAAAUGAAUCUUAUGCGGGGAAUUGAUCUAAAGAAGAUUGCAGAGAAGAUGAAUGGUGCUUCCGGGGCUGAACUCAAGGCCGUUUGCACAGAAGCUGGAAUGUUCGCUCUUAGAGAACGUCGGGUGCACGUUACCCAGGAGGAUUUCGAGAUGGCAGUGGCCAAAGUUAUGAAGAAGGAAACAGAGAAGAACAUGUCAUUGAGGAAGUUGUGGAAGUGAGAAAGCUUCAUUUUUUCAACGAUUCAACUCUGAUAGAUGCUUCUUUCUGGGAUUUUCCAGCUCUUACACCUCGAGCUUUAGUUUAAAUUUCUACCGGUGCAGUAUGAGUCCAUAAAUUGCUUCCUUCUUUGGCUGAUUUUGUAUGGAUCUAUACAUGUAAAAGUUCUGUGAAUUGCUAUAUGGUUCUUACCUGAAGUUCAUGGUUCAUAGCCACUUUCAAGAAAAA
Molecule: messenger RNA, 1477 nt
Organism: Amborella trichopoda
Lineage: Eukaryota; Viridiplantae; Streptophyta; Magnoliopsida; Amborellales; Amborellaceae
Product: 26S proteasome regulatory subunit 8 homolog A
Molecular function (GO): ATP hydrolysis activity; ATP binding
Source: RefSeq, a predicted model, not a curated record